GGCAGAUCAGCGCUUUGAAGAUCCAAGCGCUCGAGCGGGCCAAGCUUGCGGACCAAGCAUUGCAGGCUCAGAAUGCAGAAAACGCUCGCCAAGCAGCCUUGGCUCGCAUUGCGCGUGAACAGCAAGAGCGAAAGGUCCAAGAACGAGAGAGGCAGCUCAGGAUGCAAAAAGCUGAACAGGAGCGUAAGCAACGGGCAGAGCUUCAGAGAAAGCUGAACGAGCAGCGGCAGCGGGAAGAGGAAGCGGAGACGGCGGGGCCAUCGAGAUCACCUGCAGCAUUCGCCGCUGCCGCGGCCAAAGUGAUGGACAAGAAGGUACGCAAGGCAUCUGAACAAAUGAGCAAGAUCAAGAAUCAAAGUGAAAGACAAGCAAUCAGCAGGAAUAUAUCAGAUGCCAGGCGCAAGGCCAAAGUGAUGGGCGAAAAGCCGGACUUGACGAGGGAGGAAAGGAGAAGGGAAAAGCUGGCCAAGCAGCUUGGAAUGCCGGUCUCCAAACGAGCUCCAACCUUAGGGAAGGCACCGUCUGCAAAACCGUCAUCAAGUUCAUCGCCGUUAUCCAGACUGAAGAAUAUACGGGAAAAGUACAACAAUGCAGACCACAUCAAGCUGUCUGGUAAAGAGCGCGACCGACGAAGCAUUGAAGAUAUCGAAAGGGAGUAUCGGGAAAGGCGAAAGUUGACCAGCCCCGGCAGUGGUAGCGGCAGGACAGUAGAUGACGAGCGGCGCAAACUCGACCAGCGGCGCAAGAAGGCAAUGGAGAAAAAGCGGAAAAAGAAGGAGCCUAUUGGCUUCUUGAGCGACUCGACUGACGCAAGCGAUGUCCAGGAUUUGCGGCCAACUAAAAGAGCAGCUUCAUCCACUUCAAGCAAGGUUCUUACUCCACCGCGACAGAGACAACCGACAAUCGAUCCAGCCGACUUCCUGCCUGGCGCUCCCCUGCGGCCAGAGAUGCUCGCCGCAGCGAGGGAUAAGGAAGCCUGGAGGGAGGAGCGCUCGAAAGAGAAAGGAAAGGGAAUGGCAACCGACAGAGCAAGGUCUACUCAUGACUCUCAGGCAAACCAGAAGGCUCGAGGCAGCAAAGGGAAAGCAGCCAUCACAACUCACAAGGUGACUGCGAGAGAGCGAUUUUUGCAAAUGGAAGCAGAGAAGCGAGCUCAGAAGCAACAAAAUUCGGACAGUUCAGACGACGGGAGUGAGACAGAACCCAACGAAGACUACAACAGUGAAGAAUCAGAAUUGGACGUCGAUCGACGGCGGCCAAGCAGCCAAGGUGGCAAAUCAAAUCUUCCGCCAGAUGUACUGGCGAUGCUGAGAAGGGGACGCGACAAGCCCUCGUACGACUCUGUCGACUCUGAUGACGAUGACAUGGAAGCAGCAAUCGAAGAAGUGGAACAGGAAGAGAGGAGAGCUGCCAAGAUUGCCCGAAAGGAAGAUGAGCGCGAGCUGGAGCUCGAGAUGCAACACGCUGCAGAAAAGGCCAAGCGCAAAUCUCAGAAAGGAAGGGCCUGACUUUGCCGCAUUUCGAUGCGGAUCUCCACACAUCAAGCAAAUCUACACAGGUGUUGAAUUGCUGGUAAUGAUUG
Messenger RNA from Tilletiaria anomala UBC 951, 1582 nucleotides. RefSeq lists its product as uncharacterized. Bases 162 to 1508 code for a protein of 448 amino acids. The transcript has 2 exons. Lineage: Eukaryota; Fungi; Basidiomycota; Exobasidiomycetes; Georgefischeriales; Tilletiariaceae. The record is from RefSeq and is a predicted model, not a curated record.